UCCACAACUCAGGCUCACUCACUAAAGAGUUCUACCCCGGUCGUGCUGCCCCUCGCUGCAACAACAACAGACGCAAUGGAGACCGCAGACAGGAGUCUCAGAAGCGACAGCGGACGGCCAUGCCAUCGGCGCCCCAGGCGUCUUUUCAGCGCUGCAGGGGCUGCCCUUGUCAUCAUCCAGUGUGCGUGCCACGUGGUGUUUGGCGAUGCUUCAUAUGCAGGCUGGUCCUUCUACGACCUGCUGCAGAUUGACAGGUAUGCAAGGGUAUGCAAGGGCUUCAGCGGCGGCCCAUGUGUUGAUUCUGUGCAUGUGUGUGCGGUUGCAGGUCGGCCGAGUCGUCACACAUCAAGAAGCAGUUCCGGCGGCUGUCUCUCGAGUACCACCCGGACCAGUAUGAUGGCCCGGGCGACUCCACUGCCCUCUUCAGGGACAUCAAGGAGGCCUAUGAGACGCUCAAGGACCCUGCAAAGCGGUCAGUGGUUGCUGCUGUGCUGUGGUGUGCUGCGGUGUGAUGUGAUGUGGGUGUGUCAUGGCUGCAGGCGUCUGUACGACAGCUACGGGGGCGACCAGGUGAUGUACCAGUCGAUGGUGGAGUACUUUGAGGAGCUCCAGAGGCACAACGUGGUGGAGCUGUACGCCUACAAACCAUCAGUGGCCAUCCUCUACUCCGGCAACAUCGACAACAUCGUCGCCAACUCACCGCACAUAUGGGUUGGGGGGGGGGAUGCUUUGAAUGAAGGACGUUUGAACCAAGUCGAUGUGGCAUGCAUGGUGUGCGUGUGUUAACUGCAGCUGGUCACCUUCUACCACUCCAACUGCGGUGGCUGCCGUAGUGCGGUAGGUAUGCCUGUACGCACCAUCAGAGAGCAAAGGGGUUUGGGGGGGAGGCGCCACUUGCUGCAUGUGCGUGCGUGUUUGUUUGUGUGUGUGUGUGUGCAGGUGACAGAGAUGGUCAGGGCCGGCGAAUUGGCGAACAAGACGGGCAACGUCAGGUGAGGAGGAGGACGAAUGUGUCUGUCGCUCUCUGUUGGUUGCUGGCAUCCAUCUGUCCGUCCGAGGUGCUUUCGUUCAUUCAUUCAUGUCGAUCAUCAGAGUGGGUGCUGUCAACUGCGCCUACAACAUGCGGACAUGUCACCGGUUCGACAUCCGGCAUUACGGCGAGAUCCAGAUAUUCCCGCCCAACCAGGAUCCAAGUGAGUGAAGUGAAUAUGCACCCACCCCCCCUGCCCUACAGACACCGCCAGACGGCUGUAUAUGCUGUGUGUACCAUUCCAUUUGUGUGUGUAUAGGUUUGGGCGACCAUGAGGAGUACAACGGCCCCGUCGUCGCAUCACGGGUGAGGCUGGUGGAUGUGAUGUCGGUUGGCUGUGUGUAUGAUUUGUGUGCCUCCCUCUCUAUCAGAUGUUGUCAGCGGCCGAGCAGCUCGGUGCGAGUGCGGUUGUGCAGGGGCUGAGCCCACACGCACUCAUGCAACGCAUACAGAUGGCCCCCAGAAGUGAGUGGAGUGACCGAUGGAUGGGGAGACAGACACUGACGACAUACGGAGGGAUGGUGUGCAUCUAUCUGCGUCUCAUUCAUCAUGUUGGUUGCGUACAGGCACUUCCAGCAAGGCGCCCGUCGUGUCGCUAUGGCUGGUAGAUUACUACAGGCCGGGCUGUCCGCCAUGCGAGCAAAUCAAAUCAUGUGCGCAAGAGAUGAAUGACACAAGCAGAAAUCAGAACUACUACUCGUGCUCGUGCCUUCCAUGAUAUCUUUGUAUCACUGGGCAGCCAUCCGAAGGCUCAGUAUGGAGCUGCAGGGUGAGUGAGGCAACAAUCUUCACACGAUGCCUGUGCCUACGCUGGCCGAGCAUGUGUGGUGUUGCUGUCGAUGCCCUUCAGGUGUAGCCAAGGUCGCGACGGUAAAUUGCGGUGAGGAGCGAUGCCACAGCGUGCCGCACUACCCCUACUUUCAGCUCAUUGUCCAAAGGUCAGUCAGCUGGUGUCAGCUCUAAUCCGCCCCGCGCCGCUAGAUAUUGACUUUGGCGUGUGUCUGUCUCGCUUGGCUCCCCUCCCAUAGGGAAGGUCAGGUUCCUGAGAAGCAUGUGAUCGAUUUUGACGUGGAUGGCCACCCCGGUGGCCUGGCUCUGAAGGUGGCAGGGAUGGUGUUCAAGCAUGUCAUUGGUCUCAGGUGGGAGGAGCCGACACGGGCAAAGAGGAGCGACAAGGACGAGCUCUAGCAGACAGACAGACAGACAGACGCACGUUCGUAUGGUGCAGCCGCGCUGGUUGCUCUGCGUGAUACUAGGUCGGUCCGGGGGAACUUUUGGGGGAGGUGCAUGAGUCAGCAGCAUGACGUUUGUGUAAAAUAGGUCAGGUGUCACGACUGAUGUGUGGGGACUGGAAGUGGGAGGGUGCGUCGGGGGAGGCCAGGACUCUUUGGGGAACCGUGUUCAUGUCAUUAAUGCUACUGCAAGUG
Messenger RNA from Vitrella brassicaformis, 2457 nucleotides. NCBI's taxonomy places the organism in Eukaryota, Vitrellaceae. The record is from the annotation of a GenBank genome assembly.